Messenger RNA from Bombyx mori (domestic silkworm), 1971 nucleotides. RefSeq lists its product as uncharacterized. The record is from RefSeq and is a predicted model, not a curated record. Bases 279 to 1253 code for a protein of 324 amino acids. The transcript has 8 exons. Lineage: Eukaryota; Metazoa; Arthropoda; Insecta; Lepidoptera; Bombycidae.
AAAACCUAACAUAUUAUAUGCCAAUACAUACCCGUAAAAGAAUAGAGAAAAUAACCAAUAUGUGUACAGGCGUAGAUAUUAAAUAAAUGAAGUACUCAGUGUUUCCUGUUAUAUAACAUAAUAGUUUACAAAUAUAAUAGAACGAUUGUCUGCUCUCCCAAGUGUAGGUACUUGUACUUAAUCAAUUGAGGGGAUACGCGACGCGAGCGCAGUCCGUUGUGUUGUGAGUUGGCGGUCAGUUCGCGAUCACAUAACAAACGUAGUGUUGAACAAGCGAUAUGGAUUCAAAACUCGUGAUUAUUAUUGUACUCGGCUCUUAUUCGUACGGAUUCCAGUACGACGGUCUCCGGGUAAAAUUCGGCUGGUCAGACGCCCUGGCGGACAUCGAAUACUUCUACAGCAUACCGCGCACCAUAAAGGAUGCAGAAAAUGACGGUUGGCGCAGGACUGAACCACCGCCGGGACCUAUUCUCGAGUUAAGGAUGUACUGUCCUCCGGGAAGGGUUGUCUGCCCACUAUACGAUACUUCAGGCUUCGUUGCCGGCUUGCAAAUAGCUAUUCCGGUCGACGAGUUUGAAUCUUCUGUUAUCAAGCCCGAGAAAAAGUUCGUGAAAUGGUACGCUGCUCCCGCGGAAGGAGAACCCUCUAGGGACUAUUGGACAGCCACUCAAUACUAUGUGUCAGAAGAAUCUCUGAAGGCCGGAGCCGGUCCACAAAUAGAAAACGGAGCUACAUUGCAGGACGGUGGAGUGUGGGUCGCCGGACCAGACGCUCACCUUCUCCGAAUCCCCACUACAGAAGCUGAACUAAACAGCACUUUCUUCAAAAAACAGAAUUGCAUCCCUAACAUGGGCACACACUAUUACUACAACAUGACAAGAAAAAUGGACUGCGAAGAAAUGCUACUGUGGUUCGCAUUAAUCACGGACAGCGAACUGGUUGGCACCGGCUUUCAGACCAUAGGGAAACUAAACAAGAAAAAUCUGAAAGAUCGAAACUGGUUUGAAACAGUUCCAGGGGCCAGACGAGCAACAGAGCUGGCAAUACCACACGCCCCUGACUGCCUACGAGAUUGGACGGAAAAGUACGGCGUUAUAUCAAUGCACAUCUACUACACGAAUAAACCUUGGGAAAUUCGUUGCAAGUCCGGUGAUUCCAUAAAGCCAGGUCCACCCCUGGACAGACUGAUACUCAACGGCUUGCGAUACGCCAACCAAAUUUCCGAUGAAGUUCAAAAAUUAUUCAGCGGUUAACCCUAAACUACAACAUUUUAAUUGACUACGGGGUUUUUGAGGCCAUUCUGUAAAAUGAAGACGAGUAAUAGAGCUGGCCAUAUUUAACACGACAACACUAGAAAAUCACGUUCAAAAAUAAUUAUUUCACAAAAAAAAUGUAAUACACUCGAUUAAAAGUCGGCUAAUGCGCUACCCCUAUACUACAGAUAUGACGUUGGAGACGUAUAUUUAUAAAUUGAACAGCAAGCACUUUAAGAUACCUACUAUUUUAUUAAAUACUAGCGGCCCGCCCUCGCUUCGCUUCGGAAACAUUAAAUUUAUAUGCAUAGAUAGUUGAGUCCCGCGAUGUUACCCGCGGUUAUUGUCGAACGCGGGUGACGCCGCGCGGCGAAGCUAGUCUAAAAAAAGUAACCUAAAUAACUCCUUAUAUCAUCAGCUACCUGUCAGUGAAAGUUCCGUGAAAAUCGGUCCAGCCGUUCCAGAGAUUAGCCGGAACAAACAGACAGACACAGAUAGACAGACAGACAAAAAUUGUAAAAAAUGCUAUUUUGGUGUAUGUACCGUAUAUUAAAUAUUCAUAUGCAUGUAAUAAAAAGCGGUUAUUUCAAUAUUACAAACAGACACUCCAAUUUUAUAUAUAGAUAAAAAUAUGUUUCCAUGUCGGCACGAGAAACGGUUUCAUUGCACCCCAGGUUUACUAAGAAUAUUGUGUUGUUUAAUAAAGCAAUUUAUUUAA